Oxyura jamaicensis (ruddy duck) is the source of this 5120-nucleotide messenger RNA. RefSeq names its product family with sequence similarity 78 member A (gene FAM78A). The record is from RefSeq and is a predicted model, not a curated record. Lineage: Eukaryota; Metazoa; Chordata; Aves; Anseriformes; Anatidae. The transcript has 2 exons. The coding region runs from base 735 to 1526 and encodes 263 amino acids.
AAAAAAAAAAAAAAAAGGAGAGGAAAAAAAAAAAAACCCGACCCGAAGCCCUGACAGCGCUGGCGGAGGAGCCUCCAAAAUCGGAGAUCGGGCUACUUUUUUUUUUUUUUUUUUCCACCCGUCGCCUUUUUUUUUUUUUUUUUUUUUUUCUGUUAUUAUUGUAAUUUUGUGCGAAAGGAAGUUGUGAACAACUGCAAGUCAGGAAGUGGAAAUCCACACCGGUUGUGACAAGCUGGGGCUAAAAACUAUUUCAUUAUUUAUAUAGAUGUGUCUAUCAACAUUCUGCUUUUCAUCCAAAGAAUAAAGGGAAAUACCGGCCAGCCCUAUGUCUGACGGGGAAUGACAGACCGCAUCUGAGAAAAGGAAGGACUAAAUAUACCAUCUAAGAACAACAGCGUUAUUUAUUGAACUCAAGAGACUUUUCUUUUUUCUUUUUUAACCCAAAGACUGUUUGAGUGAAAGAUUUAAAAGGGUCAUUAAAAGGGAAAAAAAAAUAUUAAAGGCCCUUUUGCUUCUGAAGUGCAGCUAACCUCAAAAUCGGAGCAGUGCUUGUAAGACAGAUACUCAAAUUAAGGCUUUACAUGAUGAAUUUUCUAUCCUAUGGAUAUCGGUUCUGAGAUUACAAACCAAGAAGAUCUGUAAUUGAUCUAGCACCAGAUAAUUUCAAUGCCUAAUAUUCCCCAGGAUUGCUGGAGUACCCUAGGAGCUGCGUUGGACUGUAUUCAGGGUAUGCCAUGGGCUGUAUUCAGAGUAUUAGCUGCAAAUCCAAAGUUUUCCGGGAAAGUAUUUCAGUGAUUGAAGUCAAAGCCUCCAUCGAUCCCAUUCCCACCAGCAUCGACGAGUCCUCCAGCGUGGUCCUGCGCUACCGGACCCCUCACUUCCGAGCCUCUGCGCAAGUGUUGGUGCCCCCCAUCCCCAAGAAGGAGACCUGGAUCGUGGGCUGGAUCCAGGCGUGCAGCCACAUGGAAUUUUACAAUCACUAUGGGGAACAGGGCAUGUCAAGUUGGGAGCUUCCAGACCUACUGGACGGUAAAAUCCAGGCCAUCAGCGACUCAGACGGAGUGAACUAUCCCUGGUAUGGGAACACGACGGAAACCUGCACCAUCGUGGGGCCCACGAAGAAGGAGUCCAAGUUCAACAUCAGCAUGAACGACAACUUCUACCCGAGCGUGACGUGGGCCGUGCCCGUCAGCGAGAGCAACGUGGCCAAGCUCACGAGCAUUCAUCGGGAUCAAAGCUUCACCACCUGGCUGGUUGCCACCAACACAGCCACCAACGAGAUGGUGACCUUGCAGACUAUCAAAUGGCGCAUGAGGCUGGGCAUAGAGGUAAACCCCAGCAGACCCCUGGGGCAGCGUGCCAAGCUGCAGGAGCCCUCUGCUCAAGAGCAGCCCCAGGUCCUUAGCAAGAAUGAGCCAAUACCACCCAGUGCCCUUGUCAAACCCAAUGCCAAUGAUGCUCAGGUACUCAUGUGGAGGCCAAAGGAUGGACCACCGCUUGUGGUGAUACCUCCGAAACACCGAUAAUAAAAACCUGGCGUCCCGGCACCAGAAGGGAGAAAAAACAAACACAGAAACAAAGCAAAACAAUCACUUAGGUAUUAGAAUAAUAACACGUGUAAUCUGAGCAAAAUCAAAAUGCACUUUUUAGUCAUUCAACAAAUGCAACCAUUCUACCUUCUCCCAUUGGGACGGAUUUCACUGUGCUAAAGCUAAAGAGGAGACCUUUGACUGGGGUCUGUCUCAUCACUGGAUUCCUAAGGGAAGAAACUAACACUGAUGUCUAUCCGUAGAGCUUUCUUUUUUUCUUCCCUACUUUAGUUACUGUUUGAACUUCAGUCUCAUUAGCUUGUCCAGACUGCCCAGAACAAUAAGAACAUUUUAUUUGGGAUUUUAAGAGUCUUUUUUUUUUUAUUAUUUUUGGUUGAGAACUAAACAAGUUCCUGGAGCAAAAAGUUGACUAUUUAAGAUAGGGAUUAUUAUUAUUUUUUUUUAAGCUGUAAGGUUCUGAGUUGCAAAUCCAAGUCAUGCGGCCUUAUGUAGACUUUGCUUUGCAUUGCCAAACUUUUGCCUUAAAGCUAUGUUUGAAAAAACAAACAAAAAUAUCACCAGGCAGAAUGUCCUUUCUACAAAAUUUCUGGGGAAAAAGUUUUGGAGCAAGGAAUAGAUUGUCAGCGUGUGACAGGCUGAUGAAAAGGGCACAAAGCGUGAUCAAAAGAGAAAUAAAUCUUCCUGGUUUUAAAACAAGGAACAAGGAAGCAUGGAAGUAAUCCCAGUUUCAAAGCAAUGCAAAUAAACCUGCUGUAGAAUGGCUUUUGAGUGGGAGCUGCUAGGCCAUCUCCUGCUUCGCAGAAGGGAUAGGGAGCAAGCUUGCACCGCUUGCGCUUUCUGUUCCCAGUCUCCCAUCGGCAUUACAACAUGGGAUAAUCUCACAGGCAAGGCCCACAGCUGGAAUCGUGGCCACAGGGGGAGUGAGGGAUGCUCAGCACAGCUAGCCCACGGGCCCGCUGCUGCCCGGCUCAUUGCAGGCGGUGGUGGGGUGAGGUGCUGUGGCCCCGUAUUCCCGUGAAAUCCAAAAAACGGUGCUGUAAGAAGAGCUGGUUGUAAAAGGGCUCCUUCUGGAGCCAUUGGGGAGAUGCAUGGGUGUAAGCAAGGGCAGAUCUUAUUGACCAGGUCUACCCGGCAUAGCCAGAAUUCAGGAACAGCCAUGUCUGAAACCAACAGGCACCUAUUUCCUAUUCCUAGCAAACACUACAGGCAAACCUAUGAAAAACUCUUCUUCCUACCAGUACAAACCAUGCUGGGGUUAGUAGAUCUUUCUCUUCCAGAUGACCUCACGAUCUACACGAAUUUCAGGAAUGGGGCACAGGCAGGACUGCUGGUGGGACCGUACCCGCUGGUUGUGGCACAGGGGUCUGUGUAGUGAAGGAGAAGGCUGGUGCAAGCAGGGAAAGAGCUGAGCGUGGGGUGUAGAUCCUCCAGGAAAUACAGUGCAUUUGGAGCAGGAGUCAGGACCGGUAGGUUUUAAUAACUACCGUGUCCAGGUGACUUCAGAGAUAACCAGAAGCACUUCUUAGGAAGGAUAUGAGGGGAGGCAGCUGGCAGGGGACAGGCACAGCACAUGGGCAGAGGAAUUCCACUUCCCUCUACAGCUCUUUCCACUAAGAUAACAUUUCUUCCUCCUAGUGACAAAACGCCUCAGGAGCUAGGACUGAGGAGACCUCAGCGCGCCAGAUCAGGGCCUGGCCCGGCCUAGCCAGACAGAGCUCCUGAGAAGCCUCCCCUUGGAGAGGCACCAAUUAGCUGCUAUUGCUACCUUCAUUUUCCACACAGGACAUUACCAACAAGAAAUUCUCCCUCCUUGCUUCUCCAAAGCCAUAUCAUCUACUUGGGCAACAGGUUCAAUAUCUCCCCUGCCUGGGGAAAGUGUGCCCAGAAGAUCUGUCUCCCCCCACGGCAGUCGCAGACAAGGAUACGGGGUCCCCGCAACUUACCCCAUGCCCAGGGCAGGCCACCCUCCUCCUCGUACCACUUCCAGAGAUGCUCAGCUGCUGAGCUGCCUUCUCCCCCUUCAAUGGGGAGAUCUUCAUGGUAGGAAGUCCAGCAACACAAGCAGCUUGCAGACUAAUGGACUGGAUCAAACCCAAAUCCACAAGCCAAAGGUUGCCUAAAUCUAGGCUUUGGGACUAUAGAGGAUGAGGCUAGGGAGGAUUUGACUUGCACAGUCUCUAUUAAACUCAAUUUUCUUACACGGAUUCAAAUCCUAACUACAGCUCCACUGGCACAGCCCUUUGGGACUUGUCUGUAUUUUCUCCUAGGCAAUACACGCAUAAGAGGACAAAACGGGAGCUGUGGGGGAAUAGCUGAUAACACUUGCACACAUCUUGGCUACUGCUUAGAUGCACUCUGGGCAGUCUUGUGGGUGGGAGUAGAAGGGGUAUUUAUGUCUGGUAUUCACUUUGUCUCCAGGUGCUGAGUACUUACAGUUCUCACUGAUGUCAGCAUGGGUCGAAAAAAGCAGACCCGGUUGUCUUAAUUAGCUGCACAAAGGAAUUCCAAGGAAAGAUUUCUUCUCAGUCACCAAAAAUCACAUUCAGGGAACACCUACGUCCUUUUCCACUUCGCUUUGUGUUGGACUCAGUCUCUCCCAGUGCGUUAAGUAAAUCUGGUUCCUCCUCCUCCUCCCUCUACCUGGUGAACUGGAUGCAUCCAUGCAAUUUGAUGCUAACCUCCUGGCUAGUUUGUCCUGUUGCACUGAAUAGACCCAGCUGAGUAGUAAACAUAAAACUCAAAUUUCACGUCGGGGUCAGCUUUGCAUGGACUUCUCCCCUCCCAAAGAAUGCCUUUAUCCCGUGCCUAGUUUGAAACGUGCCCCCACCUCCAUUCACACCACCAGAUGCAGCACAGGAAAGGGAUGCUGCCUCUCGAGAUUUCAUGCUUUGUGAUUAAAAGUGAUGUUUUUCCAAUGCUGCUUCAUUGCAAAACUGACGAGGACAGAUCGUUUGAAUACAAAAGGAAUGGUGGCUGGAAGUGACAGGUGCUGUAGACACCACUGCUCGUGGGGCUGGUUAGGAUGGGGACCCAGGGCAUCCUGCACCGAGCGGCUGCAGUCGGCAGAGGUAAAGCGAGCUCCUGCUCGGGCAGCUUUGUGCAGCCAAGCUGGGGUGCGUGGGGAUGCCCUGGGGGGGUGAUGGAGCACCACCACGGGGCACCGUGCACCUGAGACUGCCCUUGCCCAGCAGGGCCGGCAGCAUCACCGCUCCCACCUGUGGUACCCAGCGCUGCUCCUGCUCUUCCCACCUUCCUGCUCCUGGCACCCAGACGGGGGCAGGAGCCCAGCAAACCAAGGUACCAAGCAGUGGUGGGGAGGGUUAGACCCAUCCAGCCAGUGCAGCAGAGAGCGAGGCCGGCCCCGGCAGCACCCCAGGGCUGCCCAAGCACCGCGUCCUCCCGGCCAUCCUUGCCCUGGUUCGCGGCGCAGCAAUAAGAAUCGUCCUUGGUCUUGUAGAGAUACUGUGAAAACAAAACCACGAUGUACCAAGUCUGGACACUUACGGCGAUGUAAAAACAAAACCCUGCUUUUAUAACAGAAAGAAAAAAAAAUAAAGUGAAAUUUUCAAA